This is a messenger RNA of Notolabrus celidotus (New Zealand spotty), 3233 nucleotides long. RefSeq lists its product as uncharacterized. Gene Ontology annotation, cellular component: plasma membrane. Bases 156 to 2447 code for a protein of 763 amino acids. NCBI's taxonomy places the organism in Eukaryota, Metazoa, Chordata, Actinopteri, Labriformes, Labridae. The record is from RefSeq and is a predicted model, not a curated record. The transcript has 7 exons.
AUGCGAGUUUUAUAUGCAGAGGGGGCCUGGUCCUGUGUUCGCCCAUGAACGAUGGAAGCGCGCUCCCGACACUUCAGGUGAAUGAGAGGGAAGCAGAGGAGCGGGAUACGGUUCACUGUGCGUCGCAUUAAAAAAAAAGGAACAAUUAAAGGAAAAUGAGCUGUGCAACGUCGCUUGGGGCGCAUGUUUUUAUGACAACAUACCUACUCUUCAUCAUGGGAUGCGUAGCACAGAAAGUAUACUUCGACUGUGGUGCCAAGGUGGAUGUGGUGGAUGUCCAAGGCCUCAUUCUGUCCCCUGGCUUCCCCUACAACUACUCCUCUGGGACACACUGUGUUUGGCAGUUCUUUGUGCCUGUUGACUAUCAGCUAAUUCUGGAGAUAUUUGACUUUGACGUGUUUGAAAACCAUGACCCAGCAGCACAGUACUCCGCCUUCUCUAACUUUGAUGAGGAAGAGGCAGAUGAAGAGGUGACUUUCACACCUGGCAGCCUAGAGUCAGAUGACACAUCAUCAGAAGUUAAAGCUCCCAUGAUUCUAAGUGUAGGGGACGCCACAAAGACUCAGCAGUCCUCCGAAGAUGGCGACGUCAAGCAAGUAGUGGUUCAGGAACAGUCCACAAAGAUGGAGAUUGCUAAAAUCUCAAAUUCUGCAAAAAGAUCUGCAGAUGUCUCGUCCAGCUUGUCCUCGCCACUUCCUCCCUCUCUUCACCUCCUACCUGGGGCUGUGCCUGCAGGAGAUAAGGCUGUCAAUUCUGCUUCUUUAUCUCACCUCAUGGGAGACCUAAGCCCCAGUUCUGACCCAAACCCAGUUGUAGAGGAGACCACCCUUGCCCCUCCACCCUCCACUGAAACUCCAGCUGUAAGCCCCGAAACCCAACACUCCAUUCUUGACGCCUGCCCCCACGAUGUCCUCUACAUCUCAGACCUCAUCACCUUCUCCUCCAGGUUCUGUGGCUCCAACCGGCCUCCAAGCAGCCAGCUGGUUUUUGGCUCAAGCCAGGAGAUGGUUGAGGUGAUCAUGGAGCUUAUCACGACCACACACUGGGGCCGUGGCUUCGCUCUUCUCUUCCACUACCACAACCUGACAGAGCCAGGGGGGGACCAUCGUGCCACGGCUCUCGCAGCCACUAAAGUAGACACUCUGCUGGCUGCUGUGAGUGGAGCUGCCUUCUUCGCUAUGAUACUAACAAGUGCCCUCUGCAUCAUUUUCAGACCCAAACUGUGUCCAAAGAGAGCGAGCUCCUGUGCAUCCAGCAACUCUGAGGUGCCAGAGGGGGUCCAGAUCACAGGGGCUGAGGUCAGCGAGCUGCAGCUGAUGGCUGAAAAUCAGGCCAACUUGGAGGCAACAACAGAGCAGGACAACAACAAUGACAGCCCACCACACACAGUCAGUGCUGGCGGUGACAUUUGCCCAAAUGAAGAGGUGGACCUUUCCUGCAGCGGUCUGACUGAACUGGACCUCGGUGCAGACGAGGUUUUCAUUGUAUCUUCAGCUCCAAGCCCAAGCAGGCUACCCUUUUCACCUCACACACAGCGGGAGAGGUUUCUGCGGCACAGUGAUACUGGUCCCAGCCCUGCAGGUGACUGGCCCUCACCAGACUCCACAACUGCACCAAAUGGUUCCAGGCAUGCAAAGGACGGCAGACCAAGAGCUUGGAGUGUACGCACCUUCCAGGACUUCCUCCCUCCAUUGCCACAGCUGCAUAAGAAGUGGUGCAGCUGGAACUCCACCAGCCCCUUCACCAAACUGGUGGACAGCACUCCAUCCAGUUUGGUAUCCGACGGCAGGGAGGGCAACAACAGGAAGGUCUUCUCUGAUGUUCAUUUGGAGGCCAACGCAGACAACAGCAUCAUCUCUGACUCUUCCAUCAGCAACGCCUCCUACCCCCUCACGCAGCCUGCCCAGAGGCAGCGGCGUCUCAACUCCACUAGCAACCUGCGGCGCUCCCGUUUCACAGGGAAUUGUUUCGGCUUGCUCUCUGGGAUGGCUGACCCCACGAAGGCCUCUGCAGUUCCUCAUGCCCCGGGCUCCCCCUCUGAAUCCAGCCCUGGCUCUUCUCCCUUCCCCCAAUGUCAGAAUGAGAGUGGUCCAGCCUUAAAGAGGUUCCCAGGCGAGGCUGAUCACAUCAGCGUGCCGGUAUUUGCCAUCUCUGAGGAGGAGGACCGGCAGCCUCUGGUUUCAGCUGAGCACCUGGAACAGACCUCUGUCUCCACUGUUGCUCUGAAUGGAGGGGUAAGGGGGAUAUAUGAAAGGAAAGCGCCUGCUGAUGGGAGCAGCAGCCUCAGCCCACAGAGCCAGAGAGCCAGACCUGAGUGGAGGCCGUGGGGGAGCCAGGUGUCAGGAGGGGUGGGGCUGCUCCAGUCCAACGAAUCAAACAAAGUCAGUAACAGCGAGCCGUCUCUGGGUCAGUCCACAGUGCUGUGCAGUGUGACCAACCACAUGUGACCACACAGGCUUUAAGUUGGUGAGAAGAGCAGGGACUCUGGUGGGCCAGUUUCUACAUUUCUGAACUCUAUUAGUGCCACUUUGUGAAAUAUAUAACCUUGAAUUUCUUUUCUUUUGAAUUCAAACAUUACAAAAUGAUUACUACACAUACUAUAGCCUCAGCUGCUACUGGCAAAUGUAUUCUUCUCACUUUAGCUGUUUUCUAUUUUUAUAUAUCUGUGUUUGGACAAAGAUGUAAUAAUAUGCUGCUUACAACGCCAAGGCAAUGACUGCUGUGGUAGUACGUGAUUAAAAAGAUGAAAAAUUGCGAAUGUUUAUGAAAAGUAUUAUCGAAACAGUUAUCCAUAACCCCAACUCGUAGGAGCACUUUUCUUUAUCCUGUAACCAGAUCCAUUAACCAGUUCCAUGCUGUUCAGAGUUAUAAUACUCCAACCAUUGCACUUUGCUUUCAAUAGCUCAUUCAUUGUGGAUUUUGUGCUGCUUGUGCCAGAUUCCUGUUUUUUCUAAUGUUUAUUUCUUAGUGUUGGAUAAUGAAUGCUUAUACAAUGACUUACUACCCAAAAGUGUUCUGCGGAGAGUAGACUGUACAUUAAUACUGCAACAAUAUAUGGACGCAGUUUGUACACCUAAGGCUCAUUCUGGAUUAUAAAAGGGAAAUCAAAAUAAAACAUAUAGAGUACUACUUUACACUAUUAUGUAGUAUACAGAGAGAGCUAGUAAUCACAAUGGUAUUUAAAAUGGGUUAUGAAUUUAUGUAAAGUUUUAAUAAAGGCUAUGUCAAUCACG